AUGGUUUCCCAUGUCGCGAUUGCUGGAGCGACCGGCAAUCUGGGCUUCCCUAUCCUCAAUGCCAUUCUCGAGGCAGGAUGCAGAGUGACAGUCUUGCCGCGGAUCGGAGGAAACUCCUCCGAAUUGAAACCACACCCAAACCUCACCAUCAAAGAAGCCGACUUUCUUUUCACCAGCUCUCUUACUCUUGCACUUGAUGGGGUCGAGGUGGUUGUCCCUUGCUUAGCGACACUAGCCACUGGUGCUCAGAAUCCGCUCAUCAACGCUGCGGUGGCUGCGGGCGUGACUCGAUUCAUCCUGGCGGAAUUUGGAAUGAAUUCUACCAACCCGUACCGUAUGGCGUUGCCGGUUUGUGAGCCGAAGGUAGCAACGUAUAAAUACCUUCUUGCUAGUUCAGAGGCUAGUCCACACUUUACCUUCACCGGAAUUGCGAAUGGUCUGUUCUUGGAUUGGUGCUUGCAGGCUGGUAUCAUUCUUGAUCUGAAGCACCGCUCAGCAACGUUGUAUAAUGGUGGAGAUGUGCCUUUUACCACGACUACUCUGGCUGAUGUUGCUCGAGGCGUGCUUGGUGUUAUUGAGCAUCUUCAUGAGACUAAGAACCAAAAAGUUUACAUCCAGUCGGCUGGAGUGACCCCAAAUCAGCUGAUAGGAUAUGCGAAAGAAUACGAUGGAGGAAAUUGGACCACGAUGGUGAAGAGCACAGAAAUCUUGAGGCAGGAGAGUCUCCAAGAGCUUGCCAAAGGGCCUGCAGCCGAUAUUGAGCUAGCAAUGCUCGGGUUUUGCAUAGUUGCGUCUUGGAGUCCGGAAUAUAGCUGUGACUUCUCGUCGCAUCUAGACAAUGAGCUGCUGGGUAUCAGAGGGCUGAAUAAGAAACGACAUGAAGAGGUUCGUUGGUAG
Penicillium chermesinum is the source of this 897-nucleotide messenger RNA. RefSeq names its product aromatic alcohol reductase. Gene Ontology annotation, molecular function: oxidoreductase activity. NCBI's taxonomy places the organism in Eukaryota, Fungi, Ascomycota, Eurotiomycetes, Eurotiales, Aspergillaceae. The transcript has a single exon. Bases 1 to 897 code for a protein of 298 amino acids. The record is from RefSeq and is a predicted model, not a curated record.